Messenger RNA from Emys orbicularis (European pond turtle), 1053 nucleotides. It is a transcript of the gene GLT8D2, whose product is annotated as glycosyltransferase 8 domain containing 2. The transcript is spliced from 9 exons. Lineage: Eukaryota; Metazoa; Chordata; Testudines; Emydidae. Gene Ontology annotation, cellular component: Golgi apparatus. Gene Ontology annotation, molecular function: glycosyltransferase activity. The record is from RefSeq and is a predicted model, not a curated record. The coding region runs from base 1 to 1053 and encodes 350 amino acids.
AUGGCUCUGUUAAGGAAAAUUAAUCAGAUCUUAUUAUUCCUACUUGUUUUGACCAUCUGUGUCAUUCUGUAUAAUAAAGUUCACAAGGUGCCAUCUACAUUAAAUAAUGAAACAAUUGAUUUGGAGAGUCCUGAGGAAAUGGAAGAAGAAAUUCCAGUGGUGAUAUGUGCUGCUGCGGGUAGAAUGGGUGCAGCGGUAGCAGCAAUCAGUAGCAUCUACAGCAACACCGAUGCUAAUGUUUUGUUCUACAUAGUUGGCCUAAAGAACACAAUUCCACAUAUCAGAAAAUGGAUUGAAAAUUCCAAACUGAAAGAAAUAAAGUAUAAAACUGUGGAGUUCAACCCUAUGGUACUAAAAGGAAAAAUAAGACCAGAUGCAUCACGCCCUGAGUUACUCCAGCCUCUGAACUUCGUUCGAUAUUAUCUCCCCCUGCUUAUCCACAAACAUGAGAAAGUCAUAUAUUUGGAUGAUGAUGUGAUUGUGCAAGGUGACAUCCAGGAACUGUACGACACAAAGCUAGCUCCAGGCCAUGCUGCAGCUUUUUCAGACGACUGUGAUUUGCCUUCUACUCAUGAAAUGGUGAGAAGUGUAGGAAUGCAGAACACAUACAUGGGAUAUCUGGACUACCGGAAGCAAACAAUUAGAGAUCUUGGCAUCAGCCCCAGUACCUGCUCCUUUAAUCCUGGUGUAAUUGUGGCUAAUAUGACAGAAUGGAAGCACCAGCGGAUUACAAAGCAAUUAGAAAAAUGGAUGCAAAGAAAUGUAGAAGAAAACCUCUACAGCAGCACCCUUGGGGGAGGUGUGGCCACCUCUCCAAUGCUCAUUGUAUUCCAUGGAAAAUAUUCUACUAUUAAUCCCUUGUGGCAUGUCCGACAUCUUGGGUGGAGUCCCGAUGCCAGGUAUUCAGAGCAUUUUCUUCAAGAAGCUAAAUUACUUCAUUGGAAUGGAAGGUAUAAACCUUGGGAUUACCCUAGUGUUCAUAAUGACCUAUGGGAAAACUGGUUUAUCCCUGACCCAUCAGGGAAGUUUAAAAUGAUUCGUCCCAAUAGCUGA